Venturia canescens is the source of this 1532-nucleotide messenger RNA. Its product is annotated as histidine protein methyltransferase 1 homolog. Gene Ontology annotation, molecular function: protein-L-histidine N-tele-methyltransferase activity. The record is from RefSeq and is a predicted model, not a curated record. NCBI's taxonomy places the organism in Eukaryota, Metazoa, Arthropoda, Insecta, Hymenoptera, Ichneumonidae. The transcript has 6 exons. The coding region runs from base 613 to 1470 and encodes 285 amino acids. Gene Ontology annotation, biological process: peptidyl-histidine methylation, to form tele-methylhistidine.
UGAGGUGCGAGAUAAAACCCGGAAAAUCGAUCACGUUGACAAGGAAUCUUUUCAAGCAAUUCUUUGUAUUGAUAUGAUCGGAGUUAUCGUGCGGACGUGUUUCUAUUUUUUUUUUAAACCGUACGGCGAUCAUAAUAUGAUAAACAUGAAGGAGUUUAUUUUCACGGUAUAUUAGAAAAUUGAAAAUAAAAUCAUUAUUUUCGAUUAAUGUGUAAACACCCAAUUUGACAUCACUAGAAAAACCGGGUUGCUAUCUCUGGGGCAAAGAAAUAAAAAUUCGUAAAUAACAAUCGAUAACAAUCGAAUAGUUUUGUUAUUUAAUUUAAAGUGAAAUUUGUUGGAUAAUUGGGGCGAUUUAGAGAUUUGAGUAUAAAUUUUUUGUUGCAAAUUUUGUUAAAAAAUCAAUACAAUUGCCUCUAUGUUGCCUGAGAUCCCUGAGAUGCAGAAAUUUCGGAUGUUCAUCUAGGAUUAAAAAUGUGAGGUCGCAGUGCUGGUGAGUGGCAGGUUCCAGGCUUCCCGCAGUUGACAAAUCCCGAAUGCCAAAGCUUUCAAUUCACUAUUCAUCAAUUGGAUAAAAAAUAAAUAACUUUGUAUUCAUACAAAUAAUCCAAAAUGUUUACAUUUGGUUUUUCGCGAAGUGAUCACGAAGAAGAUCAAAAAAUAGAAGAUUCGAGUGGACAACUCAGUUGGUUUCCAGCUUCAGAAAUUAAGCCGACCACCGAACAAAUAAAGAGUGAAUAUAGGAAUGAAGAUUACACAGAAUUUCUCGUCCACAAUAAAAAAAUCAAGACAAUACGCUCGGAAAAUCUUGUUUUAAAUUUGAGCAACGAAGACCACGAGAAUAUUUUGAAAGCAGAGUCACAACAUUCCGAUUUGCUGCCUGCCAUCUAUGAGGGUGGUUUAAAAAUUUGGGAAUGCAGUUACGACCUUGCAAAAUAUUUACUAGAAAAUUGCAUAGAUUUGGAAAACAAGAAAGUUUUGGAUUUGGGAUGCGGUGCUGGAGUCCUUGGCAUCUUGACACUUCUUAAAGGGUCGAACAUUGAUUUUCAGGAUUAUAAUGCAGAAGUCAUAAAAAUACUGACGAUACCAAAUGUUUUAUUGAAUCUUGAUGAAGGCCAAAAAAUAAGCCAAAAAUGCAAAUUCUAUUGUGGUGAUUGGGAAUCAUUUGCCGACUUAUCUUCAAACAGAAAUUCCAAGGAGGAAGACAAAUACGAUUUCAUAAUCACUAGCGAAACGAUUUACAAUCCUGCGAAUCAAGGAAAAUUAUACAAAGUUUUGAAAAAAACAUUGAAACAAAAUGGAAUUGGAUACGUAGCAGGGAAAACAUAUUAUUUUGGUGUUGGCGGAGGAAUGAGACAAUUUGAGACUUUAGUCAAAGAGGAUAAUUUUUUCGAUGUUGAAAUUGUAUGGAAAAGUACAGAAGGCUUGCAGAGAGAAAUAAUGAAACUGACGAGACGCAAAACCCAAUGAACAUGGCUAUGAUUUUUUUUUACUUUUGAAAAAUAAAAAUUUCCUUAACCGCUGUAAAAAAA